Messenger RNA from Talaromyces amestolkiae, 774 nucleotides. RefSeq lists its product as uncharacterized. The record is from RefSeq and is a predicted model, not a curated record. Bases 1 to 774 code for a protein of 257 amino acids. The transcript has a single exon. NCBI's taxonomy places the organism in Eukaryota, Fungi, Ascomycota, Eurotiomycetes, Eurotiales, Trichocomaceae.
AUGGCUGAUAUUAGCGCAACACAGAAACUACCUCCACCAACAUUACAUCAUUUGAGCUCCUCUUCGUCUCUGCGGGUGCUCUGGGCUCUUGAAGAGCUAUCCCUCUCAGGCGGAUUACAGUACAACCUGAGAAAUUACAAGCGUGUAAAAGGCAGAGCACCAGAAGAAUUGAAAAAAGUAUUUCCUCUGGGGAAGUCACCCGUGAUCGAAAUCCCGGGUGUCAAUCUAUUCCGCCCUUUACCGUUUUUACACGACGAUAAUAACAAUGAAACAAAAACAAUCGUAACGGAAUCUCGUCUGAUUCUACAGCUACUAUCAGAAAAGUACUCGAAUGGAGAAUGGGUCCCCGAUGCAGGAGAUGACAAAGAGCGCGACAGCUAUUUCCUCGAAUUUGCCAAUUCCUCCUUCACUGGAGUGGUAAAUAGUGUCAUCUACUUUGAAAUCAUUCCGACCAUGUCACCCUGGCUAGUCCGUCCAUUGAUGUCUGCAAUCUUCAAUCCGAUCGCAAAGAUUCUCAAACAGGGCCUUGAUCCUCAUUUUGACCUUAUGGAACAUGCUCUGUCAGAUGAAAAGCCAUGGUUUUCGGGCGCCAAGAUCGGGCUGGCGGAUAUUACGCUGUCGUUUCCGAUGGACACGGCAGAUCAGAGGCAGUUUUUGGAUAAGGACAAGUAUCCGAAAUUGGCCAGUUGGGUGAAGAGGGUUCAUGAAAGGCCUGCUUAUCAGAAUGCGUUGAAAAAGGGGGGCUCUUAUGAUUUAGUCAAAUAUGACAAUUAG